Messenger RNA from Macrosiphum euphorbiae (potato aphid), 1986 nucleotides. The record is from the annotation of a GenBank genome assembly. Lineage: Eukaryota; Metazoa; Arthropoda; Insecta; Hemiptera; Aphididae.
AUGCAGCAGUAUAUACGAUAUACCAGAAAUCUGUUCCUGAGAGGCGUCUCUGUCAUCUACCUGCAAGCAUUCGUUGCACUCUACGUGCAAAAUUCCGGUCUGUUUGGAGAAAAUGGAGUAUUACCAGCCAAAAAUACAUUGAUUAAUGACAGUCCUAAAAUAUUUGAUAAAUUCAAUUUUAAACCUACAUUAUUAUGGUUUUCAUCAGAAAUUGGUUUGAAUGCUGAAUAUAUGUUUGAUGUAAUAUGUUUGUUUGGAGUAUUUUUUGCAUUCCUUGGAUUUUUGACACAAAAAGUUUGCAACAAAUUUUUAUUUUUCUCUCUGUGGAUCUCAUAUUUAUCAUUGUACAAUGUUGGUCAAAUAUUUUUGUCAGACUUAGCGGAUGAGCUUCUACUAGAAGUGGGAUUAUUAUGCAUAUUGAUUGCACCAUUACCUUUUCAAAAAUUAAGGACUCCUUCAAAGAAACGCAAUUUACGUCUACAAACUUCGCUUGCAUCAUUACCUCAUGAUUCAAUUCCUUUUUGGCUAGUAAGAUGGUUGCUCUUUAGGGUAGCUUUUUCAGCUGGUGUUGCCAAAAUGAGUUCUAAGUCAUCAAUCUGGUAUGAUUUGACAGCUUUAUCCAAAUAUUUUGAAAGCAUGCCUCUACCAAAUGCUAUUUCCUGGUAUGCUCACUAUUUUCCACUUUGGUUUUUGAAAACUAUUACAGUAUUUGCAGAAAUUAAUGAUUUAUUUGUCCCAUUGAUGUUCUUGGUACCCAUUCGGUCAGUUAAAAAGUUGGCAUUUUAUAUUCAGGUAUUCAUGCAAGUUGGAAUUUUGGCAUCAGGAAAUUAUAGCUAUUACAAUCUUUUAUACAUAGUUUUAUGUUUAUCAUUGUUAGAUGACCAUACAUUUUAUAGAGAACUAGCUCUGGCUAGAACUCGCCAAUGGUGUUCUACUGUGUUCACAAGACUUAUGACGAUCAAUGUUAUUACCGUACUUAUAGCUGUUUUUCCCAUGUUGUAUAAUUUCCGCAUUUCCCCAGCAAAUACACCAGAUUUUACAAUAGCAUUUACACAUCAACAAUUUAAUGUCAUAUUAGGCAAAAGUUUGCCCUUUAUUGCCUAUUUUGCAUUAGGUUCAUUUGUUUUUGAAUGUUUAAAGGCACUUUAUUCAUCGCUGCCUUUAAAGAGUAAAACUGAUGGUUCCUUUUCAGCUUUAAUAACAUCAACAUUAUAUGUAUCCAUUUGUUUGGGUAUAUUCUCAUUAAGUUCGGUCAAUUUUUCUGCUCUUCAUCAAAGUGUUAAUAAUACUGUUCCAAAGGACUUAAAACUAUUUUACAAUAAAUUAGCUCCUUAUAAAAUUAGUAAUUCUUAUUUACCGCCUAAAGAAUUCAUCAAUCUUGAAAACCGUAAAGAAAUUGUAAUACAAGGCGCUAGUGAUAUUAAAGGACCAUGGUAUGAAUAUCAAUUCUUAUACAAACCUGGAAAUGUAAAUGUUACACCACCGAUUAUUGCUCCUUACAAGCCUUUACUUGAUCGCCAACUGUUUUUUGCUGCUCACUCUUUACCAGCUCAAAAUCCUUGGCUUAUGAGUGUUUUGUAUCGUCUGCUAAAUAAUCAGAAAGAAGUACUCGCAUUAUUAAACACCAAUCAAAUACCAUUUGGGAAAAAUCCACCCAAGUUUGUUAAAGUAUCCCUGUACAAAUAUCAGUUUUCAUCAAAAUUACAACGGGAAAGAGGAGUUUGGUGGAAUCGGCAAAUACUUAAUUCUGAAUUCAUAGCUCCAAUGGAUAAAAAUAAUCAAGUAUUAUUGGAUACAUUGAAGUCUCAUAAAAUUUUACUGAGUAAUAGAACUCCUUUACCUGUGAACCCAGCUUUUAAACAAAUAUUGGACCAAAUUAGAUCAAUUCUCCUGGCAGUCGAUCCACGAAUAUUAAUAUUUGGAUUUUUAAUGGCUGGUUUUGUAUUGAUAUUAUUACCCGUCGGCUCCAAUGUUUCUUCUAUUUAA